Messenger RNA from Amborella trichopoda, 1581 nucleotides. Its product is annotated as scopoletin glucosyltransferase. Gene Ontology annotation, molecular function: UDP-glucosyltransferase activity. Lineage: Eukaryota; Viridiplantae; Streptophyta; Magnoliopsida; Amborellales; Amborellaceae. The record is from RefSeq and is a predicted model, not a curated record.
ACUUGUCCAAAACCCUAACCCUUAGUGCCACCAAGAUUGGUGACACCAUGGAGUUCACAGAUCACAACCCUAAUUCCACCUCCAUUGCUUCACAACACAGCACCAAUGGAACCACCAUUGUCACAGAGAAUAGAAACCCUAACCCUAAUGGUGCUCAGCCCUAUGUUUUGAUGUUCCCAGUCAUGUCACAAGGCCAUAUGAUCCCCAUGAUAGACCUCGCCCGCAUGAUCGCAGCCAGAGGCCUUGCUGUCGCAGUGGCCACCACCCCCCUCAAUGCUGCCCGCAUCCCCUCGGUGCCGCUUCUCCGUGUGCUCGAGCUGCCGUUCCCAGGGACUGAGGUGGACCUCCCACGCGGGUGCGAGAGCCUCGACGCUCUCCCGCAACUGUCGCUCUUCCCGGAAUUCAUGAAGGCGACAAGGCUCAUGAAGCCGAAACUUGAUGAGAUCUUGGCGAUCGAUCGGCCUUUGGCCAUCGUCUCCGACUUCUUUUUGCCAUGGACCUUAGACACAGCGGAAAGAAUCGGGGUUCCACGACUGGUUUUUCAAGGGAUCAGCUGUUCUGCGCACUGUUGUCUCGAGUUGGUUAAAAAGUUCAGGCUUUGGGACGCUGUAGACUCGGAUCACGAGCCAUUCGAGUUGCCUGGUUUGAGUAUAAGGCUCACUAAGGCUAACCUGCCUCCCCUUAUGCGAAACCCCUCGGCCGAGCCCCCGGGCGUCAUCGAGUUUUUUAACGAGAUUCGAAGAGCAGACUCUGAGAGUGCUGGGAUCAUAUUUAAUAGCUUUUACGAGCUCGAGCCAGAUUACUUCGAGCAUUGCAGAAAGACCACACGAGCGUGGCACGUUGGUCCAGUCUCAAUGGUGACCCCAGAUACGGGUUCGAGGGGCAAGGCAGGCUCGGUCGAGUGCCUGGCUUGGCUCGACAUGUUUGAGCGGGGAACAGUCGUGUAUGCCUGCUUCGGGAGCAUGUGCAGGUUCGAGUCCGAUCAACUGGCCGAGAUAGGGCUUGGGCUCGAGGCCACUGGCCGCCCAUUCAUAUGGGUCGUGCGCGAGACCACAGAGCCACUUGGUUCGAUAAGUGGGCUCGAUGGGUUCGAGGAGAGGGUCAAGGAUAGGGGCCUAGUGAUAAGGGGGUGGGCUGCUCAGGUCUUGAUCUUAUCACAUGAAUCGGUGGGUGCAUUUAUUACGCAUGGGGGUUGGAACUCGGUCCUAGAGGGGGUGAGCUCAGGCUUGGCCAUGGUGACUUGGCCACUGAGUGCUGAGCAAUUCAUAAACGCAAAGAUGGUUAGUGAGGUGAUGGGGAUAGGGUUUGGGGUUGAGAGAGUUGGGAAGGAAGUGGUGAGGAGAGAGAAAGUGAAGGAGGCGGUGGAGGAGGUGAUGGGAGAGGGAGGAGAGAGAAAGAGGAUGAGAGCCAAGGAGUUGAAGGAGAUGGGUAGGAGGGCGGUGGAGGAAGGAGGCUCUUCCCACAUGAGUUUGGGGAGGUUGGUGGAGGACCUGCUCAAUGGACUCAAACAAGGAGCUUAAUGGUUUAGACUUUAGAGAGAGAGAGAGUUGAGAUGCAUGGUUUAGAGAGAGAGAAAGGUAA